UUUGUUUUUUCUCUCCUCAUUCAUUCUCAGGUUAUUUGAUCUUGUAAUGUUAACCCAAUUCAAUAUUUAAUUUUAUGACAAUCAAAUCUAUUUUAUCAACCACCAAAUCUAACCCCCUCUUUUCAUUUCCUGCUCCUUAUCAUUAUUAUUAAUCUACUACUACUCCUUCGUUUUCAGUGCACACUACUAUAUAUUCAUUCAUACUUCUCUCUUUAUUAUUUCCUCAUUUUAUUUCUCUUUUAAAAAAAAUGUGGAAGGUUGAAGAUGUGUUAAGGGAGCUUAAAGAAGAAGGAAUAUUUGAAGAAAACAAUGCUAAAUUUAGUGACAAAGAUGGUGGUUUACCACCUGGUUUCAGAUUUCAUCCUACUGAUGAAGAACUCGUUACUUUCUACCUUGCUUCUAAAGUCUUUAACACUACUACUACUCCUAAUAAUACUACCAACUUAUUCUUGUCCAAUUCCGGUGUCCAAAUUCUUGAAGUUGAUCUCACUCGUUGUGAGCCUUGGAACCUUCCAGAGAGAGCAAAGAUGGGAGAAAGAGAGUGGUACUUGUACAGCUUAAGAGACAGGAAGUACCCUUCAGGAUUAAGGACUAACAGAGCUACUGAGACUGGCUACUGGAAGGCUACUGGUAAAGACAGACAGGUUUACGCCACUGGUAUUACAACUACUGCUGCUGGUAAUGGAGGUGGAAUGUUGAUUGGUAUGAAGAAGACUCUUGUCUUCUACCAAGGCCGUGCUCCUCGCGGCGUCAAGACUAAAUGGAUCAUGCAUGAAUACCGCCUCGAUGGCCAUUUCUCCUCCUUUCGCCUCUCCUCUAAGGAAGAAUGGGUGAUAUGCAGAAUAUUCCACAAGAAUGCAGAGAAGAAGUACUCUCCACAAAUUCAUCAUCCACCUUCUUCGCCACCACCACCGCUGCCGCCGCUGCAACCUCUAUCUCCUUUCUUUAGUAGUUUACCUCCUUUGGCUGAACCACCCACCACCACCACAACCACCCAAUCAUUAGCUGAUGCUACACCCUCGCAACCGCGCCACUAUGACCUCCUCCAUUCCUUAUUGGUAAACCCUUUGCCUAAUUUUUCAUCCAUAUCUGGAUCAAACACCAUUUUCCCUACCGCCACCUUGGCCGCCUCAGGGGAAACAACCCGGUUUAAGUCCUUCCAAGAGCGAUGCCUCUCCUCCACCAGCACCAGCAACAGCAUUGCUACUGCUACUGUGCCUGCUGUAACAAAACAGUGGCAGCAGCAGCAGCAGUGGGUUGACAAAAUAUGGGCUCAGAAUGAGUACUUCCAAAAUCAAUAUCAUCGUAAUCCCUUGAAUAUUAAUCAAAUGAUGGAACCUCAAUCUCUUCCUAAUACUUACACUACUACUGCUACUGUCAAUGAUAAUGAUGAGGACGACGAUGUCGAUGUUGAAGCUGCUGUUGAUCAUACUGAAAUGUCUCCCUCAUUUGCAGUAGCAGCACUGGAUAGGAUGCUAAGUCAUACUAUCAAUCACCACCAAUACAAUCCUACAGAAUCUUGGUCUUUUCGUCUUCAUCCCUAAUAAUUUUCAUUAGUAUUAUCAUUGUUGUUACGUAUGUACUGCAGUAUUUGUUAACAGUUAGAUAUCUGUUUUAAUGUAUGUAGUCCUAGUUGAAUUAGUUGCUGCUAAUUAUAUAGAUCUACAUAAAUACUCAUCUAGCAAACAUAAAUUUAUGUAUACAAAUAUGUGCUCUACUUAUCUACUAUGCCUUU
Molecule: messenger RNA, 1735 nt
Organism: Chenopodium quinoa (quinoa)
Lineage: Eukaryota; Viridiplantae; Streptophyta; Magnoliopsida; Caryophyllales; Amaranthaceae
Product: protein CUP-SHAPED COTYLEDON 1-like
Exons: 3
Coding region: 249-1544 (431 amino acids)
Biological process (GO): regulation of DNA-templated transcription
Molecular function (GO): DNA binding
Source: RefSeq, a predicted model, not a curated record